CUCACAAACAGGUAUGUAGGAGAGAUGUGAGAGGCGGUGCGUAAACAGAGUGGGCGAAGAUGGCGUCGAACAAGAAGAGUGGUGGGAAUAGAUUUGAGAAAAGUGUGAAUGGAAGACGCUCGUCGAAACACAAAGAGGGUCCAGUGGUCUCAGCCGCUGACACUGACAGGACCAACCUGAACAGAGAGGAGACAGACAAAGACAGAGCCUUGAACUCAGACACUGUGAUGGACACCAAGGCAGUGUUUGCAGCCCUGUACAGCGUGUGCGAAGAGAAUGCCACUUUCUUCUCAGGAGGAGCCAAGGGGUCACAGGGUGAUGCUGCGCGGCGGCUGGUGGAUGCCAUGAAGCUGAUCCAGGAGCACGGUCGCAGUCUGGAGCCGGUUAUCUCCGGCUUUGCUGCAGUUUACCAUCAUUUUGACUUUGACCCACACAUACCUGCUAAUGGCUAUCGCUCACUGGUCAAGGUGGUACGCUGCUGCCUUCUCCAUAUCAUCCAGAAGGGGCGCUACAUCACCGCUAACCGCCGCAGCAUCUUUUUUCGAGUAACACACAAUGCGGGGGAGAUGGAGGCCUACUGCAGUGCUCUGUGCCAGCUACGUGCCCUGCUCUACCUGGCUCAGCGCAUGCUACAUGACAACAACCAUGGCAACCUUUUUUUCCAGGAUGAAAGUGGCCUCAGCGAGAGCUUUGUUCGCGAAUACUCAUCCAUGCACAAAGGGUGCUUCUAUGGCCGUUGCCUUGGCUUUCAGUUCACUCCAGGCAUUCGGCCCUGUCUCCAGACCAUCGCUAUUGGUCUUGUGGCCUUUGGAGAAAACUACAAACGCCAUCAGUCAGGAAUAGUGGAGGCAGGCGGUAUUGCACCAUAUGGUGUAGCAGCCAGCUCUUUCUUUACCUCAGGGAAGUAUGCCAUUGACCCAGAGUUGAGGGGGGCAGAAUUUGAACGCAUCACCCAGAACCUGGACGUCCAUUUCUGGAAGACCUUCUGGAACAUCACUGAGACCGAAGUCCUGUCGAGUCUUGCCAGUAUGACAUCCACUCAAGUUAAGGUGAACCGGACUCUUUCUGUGCCCCCCGUGCCCUUUGACCUUCCCCUGGCGGCCAACCACAGGGCAUCUGUAACUAUAGCUCCGCCAUCAGCACACAUCGGCACUGCUCCUGUUCAGAUGAGGCUCAUCUCUUAUGACUUACGUGAAGGACAGGACAGCGAGACUCUGCUAUCUCUCUCCCGCUCUGAGGGGGGAGCCAUCUCUCUGUCGUUGGGGCUGAAGACCAAGUGCCUCCCCUCGUCUCCCUGCCUCCUGAUCCACUUCCAUGGGGGAGGCUUUGUGGCCCAGACCUCCAAGUCCCAUGAGCCCUAUCUGAAGAGCUGGUCCCAGGACCUUGGUGUCCCCAUCCUGUCAGUGGACUACUCUCUGGCCCCUGAGGCCCCCUUCCCGAGGGCCCUGGAGGAGUGUUUCUAUGCCUACUGCUGGGCUCUGAGAAACCACCACUUACUAGGUUGGACCGGAGAGAAAGUGUGUCUGGCUGGUGACAGUGCGGGAGGCAACUUGAGUGUGACGACAUCGAUGCGUGCUGCUGCAUUUGGUGUGCGAAUGCCAGAUGGCAUUGUGGCAGCCUACCCGGCUACCCUGCUGACUGCCUACGCAUCGCCCUCCCGUCUGCUAACACUUAUGGAUCCCCUGCUGCCGCUCAGUGUGCUCUCCAGGUGUCUCAGUGCCUACACAGGCAGUGAGCCCCAGACAGAGACACAGGUAGAGAAAGUGAGCACACUGAGCCUGGUGAGGAGAGACACGGCACUACUGCUUAGAGAUUUCCGACAGGGAGCCUCCAACUGGAUCCACUCUCUGCUGGAUUCCAACAGGGCCUCAGCCUCCCCUAGCACAGCUACAGAGGCACCACCAGGAGCCACUGACACAGUGAGGAAGAGCAUUUCUGAGGCUUCCAUCUCUUCUCCUCACGCUGACCCCCCUGUACCCUCAGAGUUCCCCACCAGGAAACUAUCUGUGAAGAGCCAGACAUGCCAGGACUUGGGAUCCCACAACAAUUCCACUUCUCACAGUGCAUCGCUGCUCUCUGAGCGCACUCCAGAAGAUGUGAAUUUCUUCCUCUUCAAGGAUGCAGAUCCCUCCAUAUCCAGCGACCUGUCUUCAGUUGCCAUACCACCCCCUGCUGGCGAGGAGGAAUCAGCGCUGGAGCACCCUAGGGAGUUUCCCCUGGGGUUUGAGCCACUGCGCUCAGAGCAGCUGACUGAGAUGAAGGUGGAGAGCUCUCCAGUGGCCAAGGAUCCUUUCUGCUCUCCUCUUCUGGCUCCUGAUAGCAUGCUGAAAGGGCUGCCACCUGUACAUAUAGUGGCUUGUGCAUUAGACCCCAUGCUGGAUGACUCUGUGAUGUUUGCCAAGCGUUUGAGGAACAUAGACCAGCCUGUCACUCUGUGCGUGGUGGAUGACCUCCCCCAUGGCUUCCUCAGCCUAUCGCAGCUCUCCAGAGAGACGAGGGAGGCUGCCAAUGUCUGCGUGGAGAGAAUUCGCGCCGUCUUCACCCAGAAGGACACACCCCCAGAGCCACGCAAGCACCGCAAGCUGGAACGGACCGAUAGGGGUGUGUCGGCCUCUUUUGGGGAAGCCGGUUCUCUCUUCAUUGGCCCCAUUGAGGAAGCAGACCUAACAGUAGGGAGAGGGGCUAAAAUUGCUGAUGAGGAGGGCUUAGUUGCUGUGGCAGCCCAGAACAACACUGACGCUAGUGGUAUUGGGCCUUAAAUAAGGUUAGAUUAAAAGAAAAAAAGGACUGCAAUUCACCCAAGGAGUGAAGAGAGAAAGAGAGUAAAUGAAAGUCAAACAAAUUGAACUAGUACAAUGCCUAAAAGGGAGCGAGAAAGCAUCCUAAAAAACAGAAAAGGAGAUUGCCCAGUUUUUGAGAGAGAAAAAAAUAGAGGAGGAGCAUUGAAAUACAACUUCCUCUGCUUUCCAAUUUUUGCUACUUGUCUGUGCGCCAUCAUGCACCGAUGCAGAUCUGGCAGACAAAAUGAGCACACCCACAAAAGACAGUCAUGUUUUAGAAUAAAAUGGUAAUUUAGCAGCUACUUAGAUCAAAGACCAGCACUCACCCACACAUGUGGAACACAUACUUAAUAGAGUUGCCGUUAGGCAGCAGAGGCUCAGACAUAAAGCAGCGCAGAAGAUUCUUGACACGAGGCCUGAACGGAUGAUUCAUGUAGGCCAAGGCAGUCAUUUGAGGCCCUAAUCAGAUAGUGGUAGGCACACUAUAUGCUUCUGUAUAGAGUCAUCCCAUCAAAAUGGCCACUUGUCCUUUAGGGAGCUACUCUAAAUCACACUUAAUAACUCCACUUUGUGUUCUCCAUUACGCCAGUUUGGCAGUCAAUACAGCUCACUUUGUGUAUAGUAACUCUGUUGACUCUCUCCCAAAUAGAAUUACAGAGCUGAAACGCAACAAACUGAAAGGCUCUAAACUGGAUGAAUUGAUUUACUUGGCAGUUUUUAAUCAUAUUAUUAACCCUAUGCAAUAGUAUUACUUUUGUUAUUUCUAUCUUUUUUUCUAUUGCUGUAUUUUAAGCCCUGAAUCAUUACUCAUUAUUAAUGUUGAUUUGUACACUAUAUUGUUUGUUUAAUGUAAUCUUAUGCUGUUUGUUCCAUGUUUGUGAAUGUGUUCGAUAUUUACCCCUCCUUCUUUGGCAUAGCUGCUCUGACAUCCCUGGCCUUUCCAAUUAAACUCAUAUCCUUCUCUAAUGCAUACUGAAAAAGUAAAUGUAGAAUAAUACACAGGGACACAGUGCCCUAUCUAGAUGCUGCCUGGUGCUUUUCUUAGUGCUGAUAUUACUAAUGCAAAGAUUGCAUUUUAUUGAUUGCAAUGGUGAAAUCUGUGGAGAUGCACUGAGAUGCGUUAUUUUCUGAGGACAAGCACUUGCUUAAAAACUUGGGUCCCAUCUUUACAAGUCUUUUUUUAAGAACAAUCAUAGCUGUCAGAUGUCUGAAAGAGGCUAAAUGUUUUUGUUUUUAUUUAUAUUAUUUUAAGACUGGAAACAGUCGCUUGACAUUCUCCUGCAAAAUUAGGGUAAGAGAGAAAAUGGCAGCAAAAAUCCCAGUCCUUAGGUAUCAAUACACAUUUUAAACUCUACUGCACUGAUUUCCUCUCAGGUUGUCCCCGUUCCUUGCUAGGCGUUAUUGCUCACUUCUUCUCUGCACAGUAUGCAGUGUGUAAAAGUACCACUGCUCUUGAGCCAGGGUAUUUCCUGCCUGAAAAUCUGUUUCUACAAAUCGGAGGUUUUUAGGCAAAGCUCGAGCACCCUGACCACGAACAGAGAUUGUAAGAGUGCUGUGUAAAAGCCGCUGAACUUGUAUUUGGCCAACUAAAAGUGGCUGGUGGUCUAGAUUUUUAUUUUUUUUUAGCUCCCCACCAUCACAUUUGGGGUUGACUUUGUUUUUGAUAACCUGAGGACACUCCUCUGAGCGUGUUGCCACCGAAGCACUUAGAAGUACACAAAAAUGUCCUUCGGAGGGUCAUUCCCUCUAUCAGGCCCAACUAAAUAUAGUUGCCAACAAUCCUGGCACUUUCCUGCCCUUGCCUGGUAACAGGGCUAGGGUUGCCAGGUCUGUGGAGAGGGAUGCUGUGUGAUGAAUAGGAUUUAGCUGAAGCUCCGAGUGCAAAAUCCUCCCCCUGCAGAAGAGCAGGAUUUUCAGCAGCAAAGUCAUGCUACAGGAUUAGACCAUGCUUAGUUCUGUCACUUACUGCAAUAUUUUUAGUCAGAUUGAUGGAGAGAACCAGGGCCGUGAAGAGGAAGAAAGUAAUACACUCAUCCUCUCUGAGAUGCUGGGCUGAAGUUUGUACUUGCUUUACUAGCCGCUGUUUAUGCUCACUCUGCACUUUUGCAGUAGAUGAUUUGUCGAUCCGUGCAAGUGUAUUUUAUGCUUGAGCUGGUAUACAUGUCACUGUUUUUUAAUGUUUUUUUUAUUUUUUUAUUUCUUUGUUUGGUGCCUAUAUGUGUGGCUCAAAUGAAGUCUGCAUGUGAAUGAGUACAUUCACGCAAUCUCCGUAGUCUCUGUGGUGUGUGAGAGACAUGAGCUCACGUGUGGGCGCGUCCUCUUUGUGUCGUAUGUUCACAUAAAGACAGGAACGGCACUUUUACAGUCAAGAGACUAUUUAUUGUAUUAAUCAUCUGUUGUUGGGAACAACCCCUUUUGACGUAGACAAGCCCCUAUGAGACCUCACUUGCUGUAUGUGAUAUACAUUGACUUCAUCAGUACUGAAAACACCACCUAUGAAGACCAGCAGGGUUGAUUGGUCAUCAGCACUUUGUUAAAUUAUGUGAGCUACUAGAAAAGAAAACAAAAAAAGUGUCAAAUUCACCCACUUGCUGUUUAUUUACCUCUGUAUGCCUCUUACCCUUGAUGACCACUCAUGCAUCAGGCUAACCUGAGCGUAGGUGAUGGACCAGAGAGGCCAUCUGGUAUUUUGGACAGAUGAGUUUGCAGAGAAGUUCAGUGUUACCUUUUUGCUUCCCCAAUUCCUGGCUUUUUUGGGGUUCCACUGAUGCUUAUAUGCUGCCUCCAAUUUAUAACUGAAAUGUUUGAUUAAGUAUUGUUUCAGAUAGUGUAGCUUCAUAGAUCGUCUAAUUGUUGAUCCGCAGACCAAGUUUAUAUUCAUAAAUUGUUGUGAGUACAAACUAGUUUUAUUAGUUCAGUGUAAUGUUGCUUUUUUUUACUCUACGAAAGCUCUUCUCACUUGAGAUUUUCUUUGCCCCAGGCAGAUUUUGGUAAAGUGCAAUGCAAAGUGUAAUGCUGCUACAAACAUGAGCCAGCUGCUUCAAUGAAUAAGUCACCACUUCAGCAUCACAUCAUUUUUCUCUGUUUCCUCAGUCAGAAUUGUGGUGUGUUUGUUGUUCAAUGUGUUUGAAUCACCUCAAGGUUGGAUUUCAUAGUUAGCAUACCUGUCCAUAUACUACACCACUUGUUUUAAAGUAGAUUUAACAAGAUUCCUGGAAACCUAAUUCUUUCACAAAUGCAUCAAAGCAUUAGACUGACCUUAACCACUCCUCAUAAGUGUUUCCCAAUGAGAAAUACUCAUUUGGUCAAUCAGUUACAUAUCCUAUAUGUAUUGUUAAAGUUUAAAGCCGAACCAAAGACUGCAGCCAGAGUCUUGAACAGAUGUACUGUACUUGCUGUUUAGUGUUUGCUGUUAACUGGUAUCAUUGAAAAUACAGGUGCUAACCAGUGUCAUAGCCUGUCUGCACUCCAUAUGCAAAUUGCUCCGCACUGUAAAAGGCAAUUCUGAUAUAGAAUAUGAUUAGCCUUUUAAAAGAAACAAGCCAUAGACUGGAAACACAGCUGUUUAAAGUUUACUUAUUUUUUUACUUUUGCUUUAUUUUCCUUCAUCCAAAACACCACAAGUGCAAACCUGUGAAUAAAAAAAGAAUGUAUAUUAUUAUAUUAUAUGAUUCAUGUAGAUAUUUUUAAUUUCAGAUUUGUUAAUCAGAUUGAUUGCUGAUUGAUUGAUUUGACUGCAUUUUCUUUGCAGGUUUCAUACUCUAAUGUUGUGUCUGAUACACCACAAGUAGACUGGUUUCUUCCUUUGUUGAUUUUUUUUUUUUUUUUAAAUCUAAAUAAAUAUAUUCUCCCAUGAA
Siniperca chuatsi (mandarin fish) is the source of this 6637-nucleotide messenger RNA. It is a transcript of the gene lipeb, whose product is annotated as lipase, hormone-sensitive b. Lineage: Eukaryota; Metazoa; Chordata; Actinopteri; Centrarchiformes; Sinipercidae. The record is from RefSeq and is a predicted model, not a curated record. Bases 60 to 2759 code for a protein of 899 amino acids. The transcript has 16 exons. Gene Ontology annotation, molecular function: triacylglycerol lipase activity; sterol ester esterase activity. Gene Ontology annotation, biological process: cholesterol metabolic process; triglyceride catabolic process. Gene Ontology annotation, cellular component: cytosol.